This is a messenger RNA of Coffea arabica (coffee), 1841 nucleotides long. Lineage: Eukaryota; Viridiplantae; Streptophyta; Magnoliopsida; Gentianales; Rubiaceae. The record is from RefSeq and is a predicted model, not a curated record.
AGUAGUAUUAGACUUCAUAAAUAAACCCCUCCCCAGUCCCCAGUCCCCAGCAAACUCCAAGAAACUGCCCCUGAAAAGCACUUUUCCCUUUUCAUCUUUUCAUCAGGUUAAAUCCCUUUUCUAGCAUUCUUCCACCUGAAUCAGAAUCAUUGGAAAAGAACCCCCCAAAUCAAUCAACAUGCAUGAGGAAAAGAGUCCCAGAAAAAUACCCUUUUUGCAAGGCUUUUUGUGCUUAUUGGUGGUCUUGUUGGCAUCUUUUCCUAGCUGUUCCUUUGCCGCCAGUCGCUCUUCUGCCACCAAAAAGAAGGCUUCUGCUUCCUCUGUGAUUUUCCCUGUUAGUGGAAAUGUUUAUCCCAAGGGCUAUUAUCAGGUGACAGUGAACAUAGGCCAGCCUCCUAAACCUUAUUUUCUAGAUAUAGACACUGGAAGUGACCUUACCUGGCUCCAGUGUGAUGCACCUUGUACCAAAUGCACACCAGCACCUCACAGUCCUUACAAACCCAACAAAAACCUUGUCACAUGUAAAGAUCCCUUAUGUGUAUCCCUUCACGGGCCUACAAGCCAUCAAUGUGAACCCUUAGACCAGUGUGACUAUCAGGUUGAGUAUGCUGAUAGGGGUUCAUCUCUCGGCGUGCUUGUCCAAGAUUUGUUCCCCCUGAGAUUCACUAAUGGCAGCAUUUCAGCACCUCGUCUGGCAUUUGGCUGUGGUUACGAUCAAGAAAUUCCAGGUCCAAAUCCACCUUAUACAGACGGAGUACUUGGCCUCGGCACUGGGAAGUCUAGCAUUUUAUCGCAAUUGAAUGGCCUGGGACUGACACGGAAUGUAAUUGGACACUGCCUCAGUGUUCAAGGUGGGGGAUUUCUUUUCUUUGGUGAUGAUCUUGUUCCUUCUUCAGGAAUUGUAUGGACAUCAUUAUCAAGCAACUCUCUCGAGAAACACUACUCCGUGGGACCAGCAGACCUCUUUUUUGGCGGCCAGGCUUCAGGGGUUAAAGGCCAAUCUAUAGUUUUCGAUAGUGGGAGUACUUAUAAUUACUUUAAUUCCCAAGCUUACAAUGCUGUAGUUUCUUUGUUAAAAAAAGAUAUUAAUGGGAGGAAACAGUUACAAGAUGCUGUGGAUGACAAGAGCCUUCCAAUUUGCUGGAAAGCUCCAAAGCCUUUCAAAUCAAUUUUAGAUGUCAAGAGCUAUUUCAAACCAUUAGCAUUAGUGUUUACAAGUGCUAAAAAUGUUCAAUUUCAACUGCAACCUGAAGCGUAUCUCAUUGUCACGAAACAAGGCAACGCAUGCUUAGGUAUCUUGAAUGGUACUGAAGUUGGAAUUGGAAAAUUUAAUGUGAUUGGAGUUUUUCAAAAAUAGGUGCAAAAACACUCAAUCCAAACGCAGCAAUAGACAUUUCUCUGCAAGACAAGUUGGUGAUUUACGACAAUGAAAAGCAGCAGAUUGGAUGGGCUUCGGCGAAUUGCAACAGGCUUCCCAAGUCCUGACCAUGACAUUGUCAUUUUUACCUUUGACAUUAUCGGGGUGGAGGGGGCAUUCUCACAAGAAUUUUUUUUCUUCUUUAUUUCAGUGUGGAUCGUGAUUACAGUGAAGGUUAUUAUCAGCCUUACUCUGCCAACUUCAACAUUUUAGAAGAGAGUUGCCCUGCUACUUUGUGGUUACAUUAGGAAGCAGACUAGCAAAUAGAGUUAAAAACUUACAUAAAAUGUAAUUUCAUGUUAUUUGUUCACAUAGAAAUGACAUAAAAGGAUAGCUGUUUGUUGUACAAUGCUUCCUUGAUGUAAAUUCCACAUACAUGCAGAGUAUAUAUAAAUAUAGAUUGGGUGCUACCCCUAUACAAGAA